GUUUAAGAGGAUUGAAGGAGAAUGAGAAUGGGAAGGUAUAUUGGAUCUUUGAUUUUAUAUUAUCCUUUUCUUGAUCCUUUUGUCGGAUGCCUUUUUCUUCUAUCAUCUUGAAGAAGUGUGACUGCAAUACAACCUCGCUGUUCAAACCCAAAGCAUGGACAAGGGGGCUCAUAUUAUUGAUCCAGAGGGAGAGGUGAUAAUUAGGUUGCUGAAUGCAAAUGAACCAUUCGCAGCCUGGAGUGAGGAAGAGGAUAUUGAGGUCGUGACAUCGCAUCAUGAUGAUGCGCUAGAACCAGUCAAGGAAGUCAAUCCUGAACCAUCCCCCCGUCCGUUCAAAUCUUCCCGGAAACUGAAGAAAGGCAAGAAAAAGAAGGCGAGUUCUAGACCUCUUUUCAAGUCCCCUGCGGAGCCACCUUCGCUUGCUGAGGUGCCAGCUGAGGAAACUGUCCCUAUAGCAGACUUGGCUUCGGAUGGCGCGGUUAUCGAACCAUCCCCAGCCCCAGAAAACGAACCUACUGUUGACUUGCAGUCUCCCACUGCAGAGCCGGUUGAAGAAGGGGUUGAAGAAACUAAUGAAGCUAUCGAGUCAUCGAAGUAUGAUGGGGAUUUGCAAAACAAAGAGUAUACGAUCCAAGUCUCUGCAAAACAUUUGGCCUUUGCUUCGCCUGUUUUUAAGACGAUACUUGCCAGCGGAUGGAAGGAAGGCAAUCACCUCCUCAGUGAAGGGUCAGUGGAGAUUGUCGUCGAGAGCUGGGACAUCGAUGCUCUCUUGAUCCUGCUGAAUAUCAUUCACUGUCGACACCGGAACUUACCCCGGAAGAUCAGUCUCGAGCUUCUUGCCAAAAUUUUCGUUUUGGCAGACUAUUAUAUGUGCGUUGAAGCAGUGGAAUAUUUUGCAGGCCACUGGAUCAGCAACCUCGAGGAAAAGAUCCCUGCCUCAUAUUCAAGAGAUCUGUUUCUCUGGAUCUGGAUAUCAUGGAUCUUCGAGCGUUCUGCCGACUUCAAAUGUGCGAGUUCGGUCGCUAUGAGGCAAGCUACCGGGUUAAUCCAUUGCAACUUGGGGCUACCAAUCCCUGAUCCCAUUAUCCAGGAGAUGAACCAAAAGAGACUGUCGGCGAUUUGCAUCAUCGUUGACGCCCUUCAUGGCCAACAUGAUCAACUGACCCGCAGUGACGGAGACAACUGCUUCGACUGCAGUUCGAUCAAGCUUGGGGCUCUCACCAAGGAGAUGUACGCGAAUUCCCUCCUUCCGAAGCCCACCGCCCCCUUUGCGGGCAUCAGUUUCGACAGGCUUCAGACGACGGUGGGUUCCUUUAGGAACCCACGUUCGGACGCGGAAUUAGGUUAUUAUCGCUCGAGAGCGAGUUGCCACCAGUGCGCAUGCACGGAUUUAAAUAUUAGAUUCUUACCAAAUGGGGUCCAAGAUUUGGUUGCAGGCUUGAACUUGGAGGGAUUUCAACGUUGAUACAGAGUAGACAACUCUUCUAGGAGACUGCUGUGGUCGGACCUGCUGGACGUGGCAUUUUUGUGGCCAACAAUGUUUAUUUGGGUAUUUUCAGUAUAUUGAAUAUAGAUUAAGUAGUUCAUCCAGGUCAGGUAGACAUGACAUCGGUCGGACAGCAGCUGGCGUGUUGCACGGUCAGUUGUCCGUUUCUGCAACCUUGCAAGCGAGCUGGCCCACCGAUGCUUUGUUACCGUCAACUUAAUUCUGAUAUUAAUUCCUGACUGUGUCGGAG
Messenger RNA from Monascus purpureus, 1736 nucleotides. NCBI's taxonomy places the organism in Eukaryota, Fungi, Ascomycota, Eurotiomycetes, Eurotiales, Aspergillaceae. The record is from the annotation of a GenBank genome assembly.